CGGCACGCGGCGGUCUCUGGUUGCUGAGCAGCGGCGGAUCUUCAUCACCGUCAUCAUCAUCACCGUCACCUUCCUCCUCCUCCUCUUCCUCACCGUCACCGGCGGCGGAGACUCAAAGUUGCGGAGGCUCCGGUGCUCCGUGGUCACAACGGAGGGGCUCCCGGGAUACCGGACUCUGGACUCCAUGGGAACGGAUCAGUGUGUGUGUUUAAUGGAUCCCCGGUGCUCUAAUUGAUCGCCUCUAUUGGAUCAGUAACGGAUUUUUAAAAUUUUAUUUAUUUUUAUAGCUCCUCUCACGGAUUUUUUUCUGGAACGGAUUUCGCGACCGUCCUGGGCGGACCGGUGGCUUCCUCCGGUCGGGACUCAACUUCCUAAUAAUCGACCACCGGAGCUCCUCUCUGCUCCCCGGGGCUCGGCGCUCCUCAGCGUGGGAGGGAAGCGGAGAAGUUCCCGGAGCUCCGGAGGAGUUGCAGCCGAUGUCCCCCCGGUUUAACGGGAGCUUUAACAACCGGAUAACGUCUGAGUGAUGUGACUUCCAUCAGGGAUCGAUUCCUGGAUAAAAAAAUAAAUAAAUAAAUAAAACGAGCCACAUUUUUGACCCUCUUCCCCCCCGGUUCUCCGCUUCAACCGGCGCCCGUCUCACCGACACCUUCCCCGUUUAUCAAUCAGCCCAGGUGCCGUUCCAUCCAUCAGCCGCGGAUCGUUUAGAGCCGCCCGGUGAACGAUCUGCUGCUCGGUGAAAUAAACCCACACGCUGGCUGUAAAUUAUCUACUUAACCCCCUCCGGAGAGAGUUAUUGCCUUUAUUAAGGCGCUGCCUCCGUCCGCGGCGACAAGCUCAUUUUCGUUUUUAAAAACGUGCCAGAGACAAACGCGGCAGCCUCCCGCUCGUUUUAAUCAACUUUAAACGGCUCAUCUGCUGCGGGAGAAGAAAAAAAAAAAGCAAUUUAAAACCACCUGGAGCUCCAUGGGACACAUUCUGACAAGCAGAUUUGGGGAAACUGCACCAAAAUUCGUAUAAAAACACUGCUUAUUUUUUUAGCAUCAAAACUGUAAAUUUGCACCAAACAACUCCCGAAUCAUAAUAAUCUCAGACUCGUGGCUCCUUUUUCUGACUUUAUCGUCUAGCUAGGGGCUUUAAUCUCCCACCGAAUCAUCGUAAUAAUCCCGUAACGGCCCAUUGGGUGGUUUAUUUGUGUGUUAAUUGCAGAUCUGGAGAGCUUUAACUCAGAACAAAUUAACUUUAUAAGUGUCCAGGGACCAGAACCUGCCACUACAAGUCUCUGGUUGUUGGUUCAAGCUUUGUAAAGGAUUUCUAGCAUCACAAUUUUUAUUUUUAAAAGCACAAUCUGUGAGGAAAUCCUGCUAAAUCAGCUUUAUUCUCCUCGCAGGCUUUGACACCUCAGAGUGUCUGCGGUGGUUUAGCUUACCCGGCUGGUUUUUCCCCACUGAGAGUCUAUGGAUGCUUUGCUCACUGUAUAGCCACAUCCUCAACAGCAAACCUCCUCCUCCUCCUCUUCUUCCUCCUCUGCUCUUGAAACCGAGCCAUGCAGCAUUGAUUUCUUCCUCUCCGUUUGCCGCUAAUCGCACAUCCCGUCCACUCUCGGUUUGUCGGGUUUGUUGCCUGAAAUGUGAGUCGUGCCGCGGUGUUUGUUUCCCGAGCUCGAAGGACGUCCGUCGGGAGGUCGGAGGUCGUUGGAAGUGCAACCGCUGCAGCUCCAAGUGGAGGUUCUCAACUGGAUAAACUCCUCUGGGUAUCGAUGAAUCUCUCCCCAACUCUAAAGUUUGAGUUUUUUUUUGUUGUUGUAGAGAUAUCCAAAGUUAGAUGGGACUAAACGACAGCAGCCCCGGCGCCAUGCGCAACGGUCGCGGCCUCUCGGACCAGUGGGCCGAGUCAGUGGUGGUGCGGCCUCGAACCACCGAGCGCCACAUCACGGUGCACAAGCGCCUGGUGUUGGGUUUCGCCUUGUCCAUCCUCACCCUGAUCAUUGUGACCGCCGUCGCCGUGGUGCUCAGCGUCCGGUUCGAGGAGUGCGGCAGCGGACGGGACCGUGAUGGGUCAGCCGGUGAGUCGGGGUCCAGGGGGUCGGCGAGGCUGAACGGGAGCCGAGGCGAGAGGACCGGGGAGCGGGGUGACGAGGAGGCAGUGCAGCCCUGGAGGAACUCGCGGCUACCGGGCACGGUGAGGCCGCGGCACUACGACUUGCGGCUCGCUGUCUACAUGGACAACUUCACCUUCUCCGGGGAGGUCAGCAUUGAGCUGGAGUGCGUCAACGCCACCAGGUUCAUCGUGCUGCACACCGACCGCCUUGAGGUGGAUCGGGUCUCCGUCACAGCGGAGAGCGGCGGUGGCGGUCGUCCUGCCAACCGUCCGGGGGGCGGAGUCAUGCGCGUGCACCGCCACUUCCCGUUCCCAGCCAAUCAGAUGUACGUGGUGGUUCUGCACCGCGAGCUGAAGCCAAUGAGACUCUACAGACUCAAUGUGAGCUUCGACGCCGCCAUCGAGGACGAACUGCUGGGAUUCUUCAGGAGCUCCUACACCCUGCAGCGGGAGAGACGCUACCUGGCGGUGACCCAGUUCAGUCCGAUCCACGCCAGGAAGGCCUUCCCCUGCUUCGACGAGCCGGUCUACAAGGCCACGUUCUCGCUGAGCCUCCAUCACGACCCUCAGUACACGUCUCUGUCCAACAUGCCGGUGGAGAGCAGCUCGCUGUCCGACGAGGACGGAUGGACGACCAACAGGUUCGCCCGAACGCCUCGUAUGUCCACCUACUACCUGGCCUGGGCCGUCUGCAACUUCACCUACCGGGAGACGCAGAGUGACGCUGGCGUGACGAUCCGACUCUAUGCCCGACCUGACGCCAUCUCCAGCGGCGCCGGCGACUACGCCCUGCACAUCACCAAGAGGCUGCUGGGGUUCUACCAGGACUACUUCAAAGUCCAGUACUCGCUGCCCAAGCUUGAUUUGUUGGCGGUUCCUAAACAUCCGUAUGCCGCCAUGGAGAACUGGGGCCUCAGCGUCUUCGUAGAGCAGAAGAUCCUAUUGGACGCCGAGGUGUCGUCGUCGUCCUAUCAGAUGGAGCUCACCAUGGUGGUCGUCCACGAGAUCUGCCACCAGUGGUUUGGAGAUCUGGUGACUCCGGUCUGGUGGGAGGACGUCUGGUUGAAGGAGGGUUUCGCUCAUUUCUUCGAGUACGUCGGAACAGAUUUCCUCUUUCCAAAGUGGAACAUGGAGAAGCAGCGUUUCCUGACUGACGUCCUCCAUGAGGUGAUGCUGCUGGACGGCCUCAGUUCCUCCCAUCCCAUCUCACAGGAAGUGGAGCAGGCGACGGACAUCGACCGAGUCUUCGACUGGAUCGCCUACAAAAAGGGGGCGGCACUGAUCCGGAUGCUGGCUAACGUGAUGGGACAGCCGCUGUUCCAGAAAGGCCUCAACGAUUACCUGCUGAGCCACAUGUACAGCAACGCAGCCAGGAACGACCUGUGGAGUAAACUGUCGGAGGCAAUGCGUUCAGAGGGGCGGGACAUCGACAUCGGUGAGAUGAUGGACAGGUGGACUCUGCAAAUGGGCUACCCCGUCGUCACCAUCAGCAAGAACCAAUCGGAGCAGCUGCCUACUCAUUACAUCACCAUCAACCAGGAACACUUCCUGUACGGACAGUCGGAAGUCAGGAAGAACAACAGUCUACAGUGGCAGGUCCCGUUGACGGUCGCCGUGGGAAACGCAUCCAGCAUUUGUUCGGAGAGCCUCAUAUGGAUCAACAACAAGACAGAAACCCACAGAGUCAGCGAGAUGGACGGCAACACCUGGUUGCUAGGCAACAUCAACCAAACUGGAUAUUUCCGUGUGAACUACGACCUGCAGAACUGGAAGCUACUGAUUCAGCAGCUGCACAGCAACCCUCAAAUCAUCUCGAUUGGAAACAGGGCGGGGCUUAUCGAUGAUGCCUUCAACCUGGCCAGGGCGGGCUACCUCCCCCAGGGCGUCCCCUUGCAGCUGAUUGGCUACCUUCCGGAGGAGACGUCCUUCCUGCCGUGGCACGCCGCCAGUCGAGCGCUGUACCAGCUGGACAAGCUGCUGGACCGGACCGACGAGUACCGGCUGUUCAGCGACUACGUGCUGAAGCAGGUCGCGUCCCGCUACCAUCAGAUGGGCUGGCCGACCAACGGACCCGGGGCCGAGGGAAACGUCCUGCAGGCGUCUUACCAGACCGAGGAGCUGCAGAGGGAGCUAAUCAUGUUAGCUUGUAGCUUCGGGAACAAACAGUGUCACCGCCAGGCCGUCGCCUACAUCUCCGACUGGAUCUCCAGCAACAAGAACAGGAUUCCCCCCAACAUCCGAGACAUCGUCUACUGCACUGGGGUGAGUUUGAUGGACGAGGACGUCUGGGAGUUCAUCUGGAUGAAGUUUCACUCGUCCAACGCCGUUUCAGAGAAGAAGAUUCUCCUGGAGGCCCUGACCUGCUCGGACAACACCUUCCUGCUCAACAGGUUACUGAACCUGUCACUGACCUCAGAUCUGGUUCCAGAGCAGGACGUGAUCGACGUCAUCAUCCACGUCGGCAGAAACCCACAGGGUCGGAACCUAGCCUGGAAGUACUUCAGGGAAAAGUGGGACGUCCUGAACUCUCGCUACGGUGAAGCUUUAUUCAUGAACUCAAAGCUCAUCAGUGGAGUCACGGAGUUCCUCAACACCGAGAGGGAACUCAACGAGUUGAAAGAGUUCAUCCAGUCCAGUGGUGUGGGGGCGGGGCCUGCGUUGCCACGGGCGCUGGAGGUCGUCGAGGGCAACGUGCGCUGGCACCGCCUCCACCGGCGGCAGUUCUACCAGUGGCUACGCAAACCUCUGAGCCAAACCAUCGGCUAACGCUACGCCGGCCAGCUCGAGCAAAGCAGAUGCAGACUGACUGCUAAGCUAACGGAGCUAACGCUGGCUAACAGAUGCAGUCAGACAGAAUGAAACAAACUGUGUGAAUGAGCAGGAAAACUGGUUCAACCAGUUACUAAACUAGUUUCUUUACUGGUUUUGUUUUUACAGAAACUUAAUUUGAGACUUUAUUUCUGACUGGGUCCUUUGUUAUUUCCUCGACGUCUGGCUGACGUGGUUUAACUGGUUUCUGUGCUGUAAAAAAGUAAAGACAAAUUCAUUGGAGGCUACCAGUUGGCCUCAAACUUUUCUGUUAAUUUCAGUCAUAGGGAAGAUUGAAAACUUCUGCAAAACAUUUGCUGCCAGGUGAACUUUUAGACAUAAAUUUAAUCUGCUUGUUGAGUUGGAUUUAACAGUCUGGGUCCAAACGCUCCUUCAGAUCCCAAAAGCAAAUCGAAAACUUUCAGAUCUUAGACAAUGGUGAGUGUAGCUGUUCUCCCAGGUGGUAUAUUGAAGGUUAGAGUCCACUAAAAUGAGGAUUUACAAGGUUUAAUGGAGUUAGAAGUUAGUAGUCAGCUAACUAGUUGACAUCUAAAGAUGAUAUGCCAAAGUCUAGCUGAGGUUUUUCUAAAAUGUCUAAAACUUACAGAGCUUCUCUAAUGUUGAUAUUAAACUAAGAUGAAAACUAUGUACCAGUCAGGAUUUUGAAGGGUUAGUUAAGUUAGGCUAGUUAACCCUCUGAACUCCAACCACUUUCUGGGUGUUUUUGCUCCCGUCACAAGACUUUUAAUACCAUUAAUACUAAAAAAGGAAAAAGUAGACCUUCUUUGAUUAUUUAUUUGACAAGAACUGAGAAAAACUGGAAUUAAGAUGAGCAAGAUGUUUUGCAAGGUGUUACCAACACUGGAAACAAAACGUUAUCUGAAGGGUUUACGUUACGUCUUAACGAGCAGAUUAAAACUGGAUGAUUUGACCAACAACUUAAAAUGCACGGUAAAAUCUAUAAAUGAAAUGACUCGUUCAGAUUCAAAAAUUUACCUGCAGAGCAUUUUGUUGCCACUAAAUGUUGGCUUCAGUUCAGAAUGAAAAAAAAAAAAAAGACACAGCUUCCAAAGAUGGUUUUGAAACUGAUCGAGGUGAUGGACGUAUGUGGUGCUUUUUGAGGUUCCUUAUUGACUUCUAUCAAUGUUCUGAUGUUCUUUAGGAAUUUUUGUGGAACCUUUGUUGAGGAUUGUAGUUACUGAUAUUCAAAUAGAACCUUGAAUCAACCAAAACCAACCAGGGUAAACACCAAGCACCUUGCAUAUCUGUAGUUUUCGGCUUUUUUUAUUUCCUGAUUGAAACCCCUUGACUCCGAUGCAAACUCAUCACUGAACCAGAACGGUUUAAACCGGACCUCCUUGUGUUGACCACAUUUAACCAGUUGACAGUUGAAGGCAAAUUUCCCGGCGUCAUGUCGAUCUUUGAACAGAGGCAUAAUUAACGGUACAGCAGCUCUACAUCCUCUGAUCACAGAAUUCAUUCAGACUCAUUAACUCUCUACAACACUCGGACUGCUUCGGCUUUGUUUUCUUUUUCAUGAUCAAAACCUCCAGCAGUUUGCCGAAUAUUAGUCGGUUCCGGAGGCUUUGGGUGUUUCAGAAAUGCACUUAUGAAUAUAAAAGCAGACGACAACCUCAGAAUUUUCACUCUGAACCACAGAGAACAAGCAGAUGUGGAAGAAUAAUUGUUCAUGAGACACGAUGUGAUCAAUCAAAGAAGACACAGUUAGAAAUUAGAAUAAAUGAUUAUAAAACCAGUUUAAAGUGCAUUUAAAGUCAAAGACAUGUAUUACUGUCUUGUGUACGAUCUAUUACACGAAAAAAUAUAUUUUUAGUUGUAAACUGUCGUAAAUGAAGAAAAGAUCGUAUUUUGGGGUCGAUGUGUUUUCAUGUGAAAUGGCAACCUGCCUUGAAUUACGGAAUCUUUAGCCAUAACUACUCAUUCUCUGCACACUGCAAUUGUAAUGUGAUUGUGGAAAGUUACAACACAAAGUACAUGUUUUGCAUUUACAUUUUCUUAACGAGAUGGUAGAAAGCAAGCAAAAAUAGUGAUUUUUGUGCCAUUUUAUUGGAGCUCCAAAGAUUGAUUGAUUAGUUUUCAACUAUUAACCAAUCACCAACUAUUUUCAUAAUGGAUUCGUGGAUUUAAAAGAAAAAAAAGGCAGAAUUCUCUGAUUGCAGCUCCUUAAAAGUUAAUAUUUCCUGUUUUCCUAAGCUAAACAAACAAUUACCAUCUUGGGUUUUGGGAAGGAGAAAAGGGAAAAUUUUCACCGUUUGUGUCAUUUUACAGAUCAGACUAAUUAAUCCAGAACAGUAAUGACAUAUUAAUGCAAAAAUCAUUACCAGUUGUGGCCCUAGUUGUUAUUAAAUAAUCCCUUUUAGCAGUUGCUGAUUCCUACAUAUAAAGCUUAUUUUAUUUAUCACUUUUUAACUUAAAAAUAGUCAUUGGCUUAAAUUGAAGAAGACACCUGUAUCGUUAAGUGUACUAAUUGCUUAUUUGUCUGUGAAAAUGUGGGACCCUGAAUACAUUUUCUCAGGAAAAAAAAAUGCUUUUUUUGUUAGUUGACGAAUUCCUUAAAUUUAGCUUUCCUGAUGCAGAGUCCAUAUUAUACCAAACUGUAGAUGCGGAUGUCCAAACAUUGGAGCGAGCUGUAGACAGGAGUUAAUUAUAUAAAUAACAGUUUACCUGAAUUCAGUCCACCUUCAGUCCUGCUUUUCCAGCAACUUGCUAAAACCCGACAGAAACUCCUGAUAAAGUAAUUGAAUCAAUUGACUGGCAUAUGGGCAAGAAACUUAGUGACUCAGUGCAAUCGUUAAAAUUAAAAGAUCAACCAAAAAUAGAGACUCUUUCUGUGGAUUCACAAAAGCACAAAACCUGAAAGCCGUUGAAGGACCCAACAUCAGAAAAGCUGGAAAAAGCAAUUUUUUUUAGCCAGCCAAUGGUUAGAAAUCCAUCAAGCCUUUAUUUUCUGUCUCCUGAUGGAGAAAUUAACAACAAAUUGGGGAGAACGAAAAGGGCGACAAGACAAAUGGCUUAAAGAAAUCUGUUCACUGUUAUCAUAUGCAGAUGAUGUGGCUUUUUAUAUUAGCUAAUGUUGACGAAUUGGGGAUUGUCAUCGGCGAACUCUUGCAGUUUGUUUAAAAGAUCGGACAGGCUUGGAAGUUACCUUGUGGGGGCGACAUGGAUGUAGAUUUUAAAGGGUGAUGUAUUGAUGAAAUUUACAACAUCAUGGACUUCACAAGGAAUUGGAUUUUACCGAUUAGUGCGUUUGGAGAUUCUUCGACGAACACUUUGGAAGGAAAGUGGAUUUCAUGGAUAUUACGGCGUGUUGGGUGGUUUAAUCUUGGCAAAACUAUGGAUUCUAAGUGACUGACUGGACACUUGAUGGAGCUUAUAGCACAACGUGACAGAUUAUGUGAUGGAAAUCGACUCUGCCGAUCGGAAUGUACAGUAUAAUGAGCUCUGUGGCGCUACCGACUUGGAGUCUGGCAGCAUCGUGCCGGAUUUAACGGAUGUUCCAGACUUUGGAAAUGUAAAUGGAUUUUUUUUUUGAGGAAUUUUGGACGGAUUCGAUGAAAUGAGAAGUCCGCUGCAUCGAACUUUCCGUCCCGUUGACUUUUCAAAGUCGCUCCUCUUCUGUUAGAUCCAGCUUUGAUGUUAAUAAUUGAGCCAUAUAUAAAUUAAUGGGCCUGCCUGCUUCUAUACACAGUGUGUCCAGUGAUGUGUGUGUGUGUGUGAUUGCGUGUGUGUGUAUGUAUGUGUGUGCGUGUGUGUGAUGAAGAUGAAGAUAAUGGCAGCGGCGACUGAUUAAAGUUAUGAUAAUUGAUGUUAUAACAAUGAUCAGGAGGGUAAUGAUGUGGAAAAGAUAAUUAGCAUUAUUAUAAUUAUUCAGCAUUUUGAACCUUUAUUGUCCAGUCAGGGAAAUUCAGUUUACACACACACACAAAAAAAUAAAAAUCUGCCCUAAUGUACUAUAAACACUGUAAAUUAUACAAAUGUGAUAUUUAAAAUUAAAACGUGGAACUUGAAGAUGGUGUUUGUAAUGAUGAUGAUGAUGGUGAUGGUUGUGGUUUGGGACCAAAGUCUUGAAGGAAACAGGGGGUGUCAGAGAAGGGUUAAGUCCUAAUCGCUGCUUUGGUUUCUUGUGUUUUCUGAUUGGACGAUAUAAAAAAAAAAAAAAACGUU
Molecule: messenger RNA, 9093 nt
Organism: Amphiprion ocellaris (clown anemonefish)
Lineage: Eukaryota; Metazoa; Chordata; Actinopteri; Pomacentridae
Product: thyrotropin-releasing hormone-degrading ectoenzyme-like
Exons: 20
Coding region: 1825-4866 (1013 amino acids)
Biological process (GO): peptide catabolic process; proteolysis
Cellular component (GO): cytoplasm
Molecular function (GO): peptide binding; metalloaminopeptidase activity; zinc ion binding
Source: RefSeq, a predicted model, not a curated record